ACCUCUGGAAUCUUGCUGGCAUCGUCUUCAUCUUCUUCAACCCUCUCAUAAUCCCAUCUCUGUGUGUAUUGUGCUCUCAUUUUUACACUCCUCCAUUUUACCAUAAAACCAAACCCACAAUUUUUUUUACAUGCUAUAACAUUAGUAGAAUCAUGGUUCCGUUUAGCAAUUUUUUGAUCUUAUUUUCUACUCUGUUUUUCAUAGCAUCAGCUGCAUAUGAUGGAGCCGGAAAUUCAUCAUCGAUAUACGAAGUGCUUAAGCUUCAUGGGCUUCCGAUGGGAUUGUUACCGAAAGGCGUGAAGGACUUUGUUUUGGAUAAUUCUGGGAAAUUUGAGGUUCACUUGGAUCGCGCUUGCAUUGCCAAGUUUGAAAAUGAACUGCAGUAUGAUAGGAAUGUCUCGGGUAUAUUGAGUUACGGGCAGAUCGACGAGCUAUCCGGGAUUUCUGCGCAGGAUUUGUUCUUGUGGUUCCCUGUUAAAGAAAUUCGGGUAGAUAUUCCGAGCUCGGGGAUAAUUUACUUUGAUGUGGGAGUGGUUUCAAAGCAGUUUUCAUUGUCUUCUUUUGAGACUCCAAGGGAUUGUUUGGCUGUGCAGCUUCCAGAUCUUCAGUAUGAUACACAUAUUACCCAAUCUGUGCCUAAGAGCUCACGUGGGAAGCUCCAGUACCAUGAUUUUGGAACGGUAUCAUCAUCAUAGAUUUUACAAGAGAAUACAAUGCACGAAUAGCUCAAUCAGGCCUCGGAUUUCAAUCGUUGUAUGUACUUCUGCAGAGAGUCUUGCUUAGCCGGUCAUGUUUCUUCAUUGUAGUGUGCUUGCUUGCGGUUUUGUAUAUAGUGCAGCGUCUGCAAAGUAGUCAUGCUAGCUCCUCUCCAUGUCACAAUUAGUGGUUAAUUGAAUUGAGAGCUAAGCUGAAGACAAUGUGAAAAUCAUUGGAUUCUUAGAGACAGGAGACAAGUAUGGGGAUGGGAAGCAUCAGUACCCAGGAUCAGAUUAUAAAUUUAUCGAAGUUCAUAAACUCCAAAAAUAUCAUUAUGAAUAUGGACAUUAUCUUUUUGCAGUGUAAUUGUCAAGACGACGAAUUAUGCAGAGUUUUCAUGGUAAAGAAUAAGGAAUAAAAUAGUUUUCUUCCUUCGAUUUUGUUUUUAA
This is a messenger RNA of Olea europaea var. sylvestris, 1145 nucleotides long. RefSeq lists its product as uncharacterized. The transcript is spliced from 2 exons. NCBI's taxonomy places the organism in Eukaryota, Viridiplantae, Streptophyta, Magnoliopsida, Lamiales, Oleaceae. Bases 153 to 695 code for a protein of 180 amino acids. The record is from RefSeq and is a predicted model, not a curated record.